CCUGGAGAAAGUCUCGUAGUCGCUGGGGAGAGCUAUUUGGACAGUUUCUUUAGUCUUGGAGUUGUUUCUAGUACGAUGUGUGGAAUCUUUGCAUAUUUGAACUACCGGGUCCCUCAAACACAGAAGACGAUCUUGGAGAUCUUGAUCAAAGGUUUGCAGAGACUUGAAUACAGAGGCUAUGAUUCAGCAGGGCUAGCAAUUGAUGAAGGCAAUGGCAGCGAGCAAAACUUUGGUGGACAAAUCAGUCUCUUCAGAAACAGAGGCAAAGUGAAGGACCUAGCUGAAAAAAUUACUGAGCAAAAGAACUUGGAUUUUAACAAGGAAUUUGAAAUCCACUUGGGCAUUGCUCACACUCGCUGGGCAACACAUGGAGUUCCAAAUGAAGUGAACAGUCAUCCUCAUCGCUCUGAUAAAAACAAUGAAUUUCUGGUAGUUCAUAAUGGAAUUAUCACAAACUACAAAGAUCUAAGGCAAUUCCUGGAGAGCAAAAAUUAUAUGUUUGAAUCUGAGACGGAUACAGAGGUGAUUCCUAAACUAACGAAGUAUCUAUAUGACAACCGAGAAGGUGAAGAUAUUGGAUUCUCUGCUUUGGUGGAAAAAGUUGUUCAACAACUGGAGGGAGCGUUUGCACUCGUUUUCAAGAGUAGACAUUUCCCAGGUGAAGCUGUUGCUACAAGGCGAGGGAGCCCUCUGCUGAUUGGUAUUCACAGCAAGAAUAGUCACUCCGCUGACCAGAUUCCAAUUCUGUACCAAACACAAAACACCAAAAAUAACCCUAUAUCCAAAGCACACCAAUUGGAGCAUGAAGAUCAUAAUCACCUCGAAGAGGACAAAAACAGUGAAUUUUACUUUGCAUCUGAUGCUAGUGCAAUCAUUGAGCACACGAAACGAGUGAUAUUUCUGGAAGAUGAUGACAUUGCUGCAGUGGUGGAUGGUGCUCUCUCCAUUCACCGUGCUAAAAGAUCAGUGGGUGAUUUGGCAUCCAGAACCAUACAUACUCUGCAGAUAGAAUUGCAACAAAUAAUGAAAGGUAACUUCAAAGCAUUCAUGCAGAAAGAGAUUUUUGAACAGCCAGAAUCUAUAGUUAAUACUAUGCGAGGAAGAGUAAAUUUUACAAAUAGCACAGUAAUACUAGGUGGGUUGAGAGACCACAUCAAAGAAAUAAAGCGGUGUAGGCGUUUAUUGAUGAUUGGUUGCGGCACCAGUUACCAUGCUGCUGUGGCAACACGUCAAGCAUUGGAAGAACUAACAGAACUACCGGUGAUGGUUGAACUUGCCAGUGAUUUCUUGGACAGAAGUACACCUGUUUUCAGAGAUGAUGUCUGUUUUUUCAUUAGCCAGUCAGGUGAAACGGCAGAUUCUCUCAUGGCUCUGCGAUACUGCAAAAAUCGUGGUGCCUUGACUGUUGGCAUUACAAACACAGUUGGAAGCUCGAUCUCUCGAGAAACAGAUUGCGGUAUACAUAUUAAUGCUGGACCAGAAAUUGGAGUAGCAAGCACAAAGGCCUAUACAAGCCAGUUUGUUUCCUUAAUUAUGUUUGGCCUCAUGAUGUGUGAAGAUCGCAUCUCAAUGCAGGAAAGGAGAAAGGACAUUAUUGCCAGCCUUCAAUCCUUACCAGACUUGAUCAAAGAGGUUUUGUCCUUGGAUGAAAAAAUUGAGCAAUUGGCCCGAGAGUUGUUCCAGCACAAAUCACUCCUAGUCAUGGGCCGUGGGUAUCAUUAUGCUACCUGCCUUGAAGGAGCUUUAAAAAUCAAAGAAAUCACUUACAUGCAUUCUGAAGGGAUCUUGGCAGGAGAGUUAAAACAUGGUCCUUUAGCUUUAGUUGACAAGCUGAUGCCUGUUAUAAUGAUUAUUAUGAGGGAUUCAUGCUACACCAAGUGUCAGAAUGCUAUGCAACAGGUCGCUGCACGACAGGGCCGUCCAAUAGUACUCUGCACAAAGAAUGAUGAGGAGAGUAAGAAAUGUGCAUACAGAACUAUUGAAAUUCCACAUUUAGUCGACUGUUUACAGGGAAUUUUAACUGUAGUUCCUCUUCAACUUCUUUCAUUCCAUUUGGCUGUUCUUCGAGGAUAUGAUGUUGACUUUCCUCGAAACCUGGCCAAAUCCGUCACUGUUGAAUGAGGAACUGAAUACCUCACCCGUUUCAAGUCUGAAGUUCUGACCAACCUUUCGUAUUCUCUUUUGGCUAUCGUUCAUUGUGAAAUGAUGCUUAUAAUUAAACUAUCUAAUCAGGGUGUCUGCAGUGAAGAAGAAUAUAUGCCUGUUGCAUAUUUGAUACAAAUCAAAUGAUGCUGUGUAUGGCUGGGUUACAAUGUUAAGUGCCUCUUCCUGUGAGUUUUAUUCAUCUGCUAAAUGUAUCAUCAGGUAGCUACCUUGAUUGAAGAAACUGUUUACAUAAACUGAUGGAAUGGAUACAAACAAAAGUGCAAUAUUAAAUACCAAGAAAAUCAAUUGUAAAACUUGAUUUAUAUUUCUUCUAUAUUAUGCCUUUUUAGACUAUGAAUUUUUCAAAGAAUCAGUUUUCCAUGUCGGAGAUACCUGAAGUGAUCAGUGAAAAUGUAUUUUAUUAAUUAUAUAUCUUUUUUAAGUCUAAAGGGAUUAAUUGAAAGUUUAAGUUGAGUAAAGACACAAAAUGAAAUGUUU
Mobula hypostoma (lesser devil ray) is the source of this 2643-nucleotide messenger RNA. Its product is annotated as glutamine--fructose-6-phosphate aminotransferase [isomerizing] 2-like. Gene Ontology annotation, biological process: fructose 6-phosphate metabolic process; protein N-linked glycosylation; carbohydrate derivative biosynthetic process. Lineage: Eukaryota; Metazoa; Chordata; Chondrichthyes; Myliobatiformes; Myliobatidae. The record is from RefSeq and is a predicted model, not a curated record. Gene Ontology annotation, molecular function: L-glutamine:D-fructose-6-phosphate transaminase (isomerizing) activity; carbohydrate derivative binding. The transcript is spliced from 19 exons. Bases 76 to 2121 code for a protein of 681 amino acids.